Molecule: messenger RNA, 4882 nt
Organism: Arvicola amphibius (Eurasian water vole)
Lineage: Eukaryota; Metazoa; Chordata; Mammalia; Rodentia; Cricetidae
Gene: Atxn2
Product: ataxin 2
Exons: 24
Coding region: 100-3678 (1192 amino acids)
Biological process (GO): cytoplasmic stress granule assembly
Cellular component (GO): cytoplasmic stress granule
Molecular function (GO): RNA binding
Source: RefSeq, a predicted model, not a curated record
GGCGUCCGCGCGUCCCCGCCGCGCUCCGGCGUCUCUUCAGCGCGCCCGGCUCCCGGCUGUCCCCGCCCGGCGUGCGAGCCGGUGUAUGGGCCGCUCACCAUGUCGCUGAAGCCGCAGCCGCCCGCGCCCGCCAGUGGCCGCAAGCCCGGCAGUGGCCUGCUCUCGUCGCCCGGCGCCGCGCCGGCCUUGGCCGCGUCGUCUUCGGCUUCCGCGGUGCCGGCCCCGGCUGCGCCGGUGGCGUCUUCCUCGGCGGCCGCGGGCGUCGGCCGCCCCGGUCUGGGCAGAGGUCGGAACAGUAGCAAAGGACUGCCUCAGCCUACGAUUUCUUUUGAUGGAAUUUAUGCAAACGUGAGGAUGGUUCAUAUACUUACAUCAGUGGUUGGAUCGAAAUGUGAAGUACAAGUGAAAAAUGGAGGUGUAUAUGAAGGAGUUUUUAAAACAUACAGUCCUAAGUGUGAUUUGGUACUUGAUGCUGCACAUGAGAAAAGUACAGAAUCCAGUUCGGGGCCAAAACGUGAAGAAAUAAUGGAGAGUAUAUUGUUCAAAUGCUCAGACUUCGUUGUAGUACAAUUUAAAGAUACAGACUCCAAUUAUGCACGAAGAGAUGCUUUUACCGACUCUGCUGUCAGUGCCAAAGUGAAUGGCGAGCACAAGGAGAGGGACCUGGAGCCCUGGGAUGCAGGGGAGCUCACGGCUAGUGAGGAGCUGGAAGCUCUGGAGAAUGAUGUGUCUAAUGGAUGGGAUCCCAAUGAUAUGUUUCGAUAUAAUGAAGAGAAUUACGGUGUAGUGUCCACAUACGAUAGCAGUUUAUCUUCAUAUACGGUUCCCUUAGAAAGGGAUAACUCAGAAGAGUUUCUAAAACGGGAGGCAAGGGCAAACCAGUUAGCAGAGGAAAUCGAAUCCAGUGCUCAGUACAAAGCUCGUGUGGCCCUUGAGAAUGAUGACAGAAGCGAGGAAGAAAAAUACACAGCGGUCCAGAGAAACUGCAGUGAGCGCGAGGGGCAUGGCACAAGCACUAGGGAAAAUAAAUAUAUUCCUCCCGGACAAAGAAACAGAGAAGUCAUAUCCUGGGGAAGCGGGAGACAGAGCUCACCACGGAUGGGCCAACCUGGACCAGGCUCCAUGCCAUCAAGAGCUGCUUCUCAUACUUCAGAUUUCAACCCGAACUCUGGUUCAGACCAAAGAGUAGUUAAUGGAGGUGUUCCCUGGCCAUCGCCUUGCCCAUCUCCUUCCUCUCGCCCACCUUCUCGCUACCAGUCAGGUCCCAACUCUCUUCCACCUCGGGCAGCCACCCCUACAAGGCCGCCCUCCAGGCCCCCCUCGAGGCCAUCCAGACCCCCGUCUCACCCCUCUGCUCAUGGUUCUCCAGCUCCUGUCUCUACUGUGCCUAAACGCAUGUCUUCAGAAGGCCCUCCAAGGAUGUCUCCAAAGGCACAGCGGCACCCUCGGAAUCACAGAGUCUCUGCUGGGAGAGGCUCCAUGUCUAGCGGCCUAGAGUUUGUAUCCCACAAUCCCCCAAGUGAAGCAACUGCUCCAGUGGCAAGGACCAGUCCUGCAGGGGGAACAUGGUCGUCAGUUGUCAGUGGGGUUCCAAGGUUAUCUCCAAAAACUCACAGACCCAGGUCUCCCAGGCAGAACAGUAUUGGAAACACUCCCAGUGGGCCUGUGCUUGCUUCUCCCCAAGCUGGUAUCAUCCCUACUGAAGCAGUUUCCAUGCCUGUUCCAGCUGCAUCUCCUACUCCUGCCAGCCCUGCAUCCAACAGAGCUCUGACCCCAUCUAUUGAGGCUAAAGAGUCCAGGCUUCAGGAUCAGAGGCAGAACUCUCCUGCAGGGAAUAAGGAAACUAUUAAAGCAAAUGAAACAUCACCUAGCUUUUCAAAAGUUGAAAACAAAGGUAUGUCACCGGUUGUUUCUGAACAUAGAAAACAGAUUGAUGAUUUAAAGAAGUUUAAGAAUGAUUUUAGGUUACAGCCAAGUUCUACAUCUGAAUCUAUGGAUCAACUUCUAAGCAAAAAUAGAGAGGGAGAAAAGUCACGAGAUUUGAUCAAAGACAAAAUUGAAGCAAGUGCUAAGGAUGCUUUCAUUGACAACAGCAGCAGCAACUGUACCAGUGGCAGCAGCAAGACCAACAGCCCUAGCAUCUCCCCUUCUGUACUUAGUAACACAGAGCAUAAGAGGGGGCCUGAGGUCACAUCCCAAGGGGUGCAGACUUCUAGUCCAGCCUGCAAACAAGAGAAAGAUGACCGAGAAGAGAAAAAAGACGCAACUGAGCAAGUUAGGAAAUCAACAUUGAAUCCCAAUGCAAAAGAAUUCAACCCGCGUUCUUUUUCUCAGCCAAAACCUUCUACUACCCCAACGUCGCCUCGGCCACAAGCACAGCCGAGCCCAUCAAUGGUGGGUCAUCAGCAGCCAGCUCCAGUGUAUACACAGCCUGUUUGUUUUGCACCAAAUAUGAUGUAUCCGGUCCCAGUGAGCCCAGGCGUGCAGCCUUUAUACCCAAUACCUAUGACACCUAUGCCAGUGAACCAAGCCAAGACAUAUAGAGCAGUACCAAAUAUGCCCCAACAGCGACAAGACCAGCAUCAUCAAAGCACCAUGAUGCAUCCUGCCUCAGCAGCAGGCCCACCCAUUGUAGCCACCCCGCCCGCUUACUCCACUCAGUACGUUGCCUACAGCCCUCAGCAGUUUCCCAGUCAGCCUCUAGUUCAGCAUGUGCCGCAUUAUCAGUCUCAGCAUCCUCAUGUGUACAGCCCUGUCAUACAGGGUAAUGCCAGAAUGAUGGCACCACCAGCACAUGCACAGCCUGGUUUAGUAUCUUCCUCGGCAACUCAGUUCGGGGCCCAUGAGCAGACGCAUGCCAUGUAUGCAUGUCCCAAAUUACCAUACAACAAGGAGACAAGCCCUUCUUUCUACUUUGCCAUUUCCACGGGCUCCCUUGCUCAGCAGUAUGCACAUCCUAGUGCCACCCUGCAUCCACAUACGCCCCACCCUCAGCCUUCGGCCACUCCCACUGGACAGCAACAAAGCCAGCAUGGUGGAAGUCAUCCUGCACCCAGUCCUGUUCAGCACCAUCAGCACCAGGCCGCCCAAGCUCUUCAUCUGGCCAGUCCACAGCAGCAGUCAGCCAUUUACCAUGCUGGGCUGGCACCAACCCCACCUUCCAUGACACCUGCCUCUAAUACACAGUCUCCACAGAGCAGUUUCCCAGCAGCACAACAAACAGUCUUCACCAUCCAUCCUUCUCAUGUUCAGCCGGCAUAUACCACCCCUCCCCACAUGGCUCACGUACCUCAGGCUCAUGUACAGUCAGGAAUGGUUCCUUCUCAUCCAACUGCCCAUGCGCCAAUGAUGCUAAUGACGACACAGCCACCCGGCGGUCCCCAGGCCGCCCUCGCUCAAAGUGCACUACAGCCCAUUCCAGUCUCGACAACAGCGCAUUUCCCCUAUAUGACGCACCCUUCAGGUGAGGCGUGUGUGUGCAGGGGCCGCCGGGGCACCCCGAGCAUUCUGCUCGCACAGGUCGAAUGGCAGGCAGGACCAGUGCUUCAGGCUCCAAACCUGACUAGCAAGGCCCGUCCAAGUGUGCUCAGGAGGGAUUGUGAUGGUCAGGGAGCAUCAGGUCUUAGGGCCUCCGGAGCUGAGUCUGUGUGUGUUCUGCUGGUAUCAGGGUUGGCUUGAAAAGCAGCAGCCUCAUUCUGGGUAGCUGAUGCAUGCCGAGGACUCAGUUGGCCUUCCUGGUUAUGUAUGACAGACUGGACAGGGCAAGUGUGUUCCUUCCUGAGUCCCUAUAGGCUGACGUGGGGGGUUUAUGCCCAUGGCCGAGUUUGAUUGUAGCUUGGAGAACACUGAUGAGCUGUGUGCGGACUGGUUUGAGUGUAGCUUUAGCCAACCUGUGCCCAGGACACAGGACACCUAUGAUGUCUUGUACUGGAUGGCUGCUGUAGCAACACCUGUCGCCCCUGUGACUUGGAAAGUAUUGGUGCUUGGCUAGCAUUAGUGGGAGGGGGUGUGAAGGCCCGUGCUCCUGCCCCACAAGCAGCAAGUCCAGGACUUGUAUCUGAAGUGGUUUUUACGUCUGACUGGUUUGUUUCUCCUCACCCCCCUUCCCUCCCCAAUCCCACCAUGGCUGCAGCUGGGGGGAGGGGGACGCCAGCAUCAAACCUCCAGUCUUACUCAAGCUAGCACAAGAACAGUUGGCAGUCAUAUGCUGCUAGGCUGGUGGGCAGUGGUGCCUGUGUUCUGUUUAAAUAGCCACUUUUCUUUUUUACAGUACAAGCCCACCACCAACAGCAGUUGUAAGGCUGCCCUGGAGGAACCGAAAGGCCAAAUUCCUUCCUCCCUUCUACUGCUUCUGCCAACUGGAAGCACAGAAAACUAGAACUUCAUUUAUUUUGUUUUUUAAAAAGAUACACUGAUUUAACAUCCGAUAGGAAUGCUAACAGUUCACUUGCAGUGGAGGAUGUUUUGGACCGAGUAGAGGCAUGUAGGGACUGUGGCUGUUCCAUAAUUCCAUGUGCUGUUGCAGGGUCCUGCAAGUACCCAGCUCUGCUUGCUGAAACUGGAAGUUAUUUAUUUUUUAAUGGCCCUUGAGAGUCAUGAAUACAUCAGCUAGCAAAAGAAGUAACAAGAGUGAUUCUUGCUGCUAUUACCGCUUUAAAAAAAAAAAAAAUCAAGACUUGGAACGCCCUUUUACUAAACUUGACCGAAGUUCAGUAAAUUCUUACCGCCAAACUGACGGAUUAUUAUUUAUAAAUCAAGUUUGAUGAGGCAAUCACUGUCUACAGUGGUUCAACUUUUAAGUUAAGGGAAAACUUUUACUUUGUAGAUAAUAUAAAAUAAAAACUAAAAAAAAAUAAAAAAUAAAAAAAGUUUUAAAAACUGA